AUCAGCCCGAAAGAUGGAACAAUUGUUUAUUAAAUAACAGUGGGCAUCACAUUUCGAGAGCAAAAAUUAAGAAAUGAAAAGGGAAAAAAAAACAGAGAGAAAUCAUGUUCCAAUUGAACUUCUCAAUCCUACAAGGACACUAUCACAUGAAAGAUUCCAAAAAUUGGGGUGUUGGAAUGUGAGAACUCUCCAGGGAAUGAGGGAAUAGAGACAGGUGUCUAGAUUUUGUCAAGAUUUAGAGAAAGCACUACCAGGGGGCAGCACAAGCACUACCAGGGGGCAGCACCAGCAACCAUUGUGAAAAAAUGCAUUUUGCUUUUAACCUGACAAUCCAUUUGUCCCUCACGUCUUAGGUAGAAUUUCACAUCAACGACCCCAAACUCUUAGCCCUUUCUUUGACAUUUUAUUUCAGCUUUCAUUUUCAUCUGGACAACUGAACGGCCCUGCAUUAUGCAAAUCGAAUAAACUUUCAUCUAAGCUUUGAUGCUAAAAAAAAUCAAACACCCAUAUCUCGUGUUCAAACUUCAAACUGCUGAGUUCAAGAUAGUGUUAUCACCGAAAAAGUGUUGCUUUUUAUCUUCUGAUUGUUUUGUCCUGCAUGCCCAAAAGACCACAGUGAUAAUUAGCAGCGGUUUGAAACGACCAUGAACGACCAGUUGAGGGUAUUUGAGUCAUUAAUUUACUAGCAUUAAAAAAAAUCAAUUAAUCGCAAUAAUAAAUUGGGGUCUGGCACAUUCUUAAACUUUACUCCCUUUGCGGUUGCACGCUGUUGUUGUUAGUGAGUAGUUCUCACUUGCAUCUCUCUGAACGUCCUAUGCCCAUGCCUCUCAGUCCCUUACGACUCUCCUUUGGGAUCAAAGCAAACCCAAAUCAGAAAAUGAAAGAUUAUUGCCAAAGAAGUCCACAAGGGAGAAAAAUGACAGCCCCAAGAGCAAGAAUCAUUGGAUCAUCACUAUUUGUUCGUGCAAUGGUGAUGAUGCUGAUGAUAUUUUCAGGGUUUGUUUUAGUGGCAGAGUCAGCAAUAGGGGUAAACUGGGGGACACUGUCAUUCCACAAGCUGAAGCCAUCAACCGUGGUGGAUCUGCUGAAGGACAACAACAUACAAAAAGUGAAGCUUUUUGAAGCUGACCCAUUAGUGCUGAGAGCUUUGAUGGGGAGUGGGAUUCAAGUCAUGGUUGGGAUACCAAAUGAGAUGUUGGCUACGCUCAGCUCUUCCCCUGCGGCUGCUGAUUUCUGGGUUCGUCAGAAUGUCUCUACUUAUAUAGGCAAAGGUGGUGCUGAUAUCAGGUAUAUCGCUGUAGGAAAUGAACCCUUCCUUACAAGUUACGCAGGUCAAUUUCAGUCCUAUGUAGUCCCUGCUUUGGUCAAUUUGCAGCAGUCUUUGGCCAGAGCAAAUCUUGCAGGAUACAUAAAGUUAGUAGUCCCUUGUAAUGCUGAUGCCUAUGAAUCCAAUGUUCCUUCUCAAGGGGCAUUUCGACCGGAGCUGAGUCAAAUUAUGACUCAACUUCUUUCUUUCCUAAACUCAAAUGGUUCUCCGUUUGUAGUUAAUAUUUAUCCAUUUCUAAGCCUCUAUGGGAACUCAGAUUUUCCACAAGAUUAUGCAUUCUUUGAGGGCACUACACAUCCUGUUAUAGACGGUUCCAACACUUACUAUAAUGCAUUUGAUGGAAAUUUUGACACAUUAGUUGCGGCCCUCAGUAAAAUUGGAUAUGGGCAGAUGCCCAUAGUCAUUGGGGAGGUGGGUUGGCCUACGGAUGGAGCGGUUGGUGCAAAUCUUACUGCUGCUAGGGUUUUCAACCAAGGCCUGAUCAAUCAUGUGCUAAGUAACAACGGAACCCCUCUUAGGCCUGCUGUUCCACCCAUGGAUAUCUAUCUUUUCAGUCUACUUGAUGAGGGGGCAAAGAGCACUCUUCCAGGAAACUUUGAACGGCACUGGGGGAUUUUCUCCUUUGAUGGCCAGGCUAAAUAUGCGCUAAACCUUGGUUUGGGCAACAAGAAGUUAAAGAAUGCCAGGAAUGUUCAGUAUCUCCCAUCUAGAUGGUGUGUUGCAGACUCAUCUGGGGAUCUCUCUAAUGUGGCAAAUCACAUGAAAGUCGCAUGUAAUGUCGCAGAUUGCACUACACUCAACUAUGGGGGAUCAUGUAAUAGCAUUGGAGCAAAGGGAAAUGUUUCGUACGCAUUCAACAGUUACUAUCAGUUGCUAAUGCAGAAUGAAGAAAGUUGUAAAUUUGAUGGACUUGGUAUGGUCACUUUUCUAGAUCCUUCGGUUGGCGACUGUAGGUUUCUUGUUGGUGUCACUGAUACCAGUUCAAGUUUUAGACCGUAUCAAAGGUGGUUAAUCAGCUGGAUUUUAAUUUUAUGGCAAGUUUGGGCCUUUAGAAUAUGAAAAAGGAAAGGCAGUUUCUAGGCGGGUUUUUCUGGGUCCCCUCUUAUGAAGCUGAUAACGUCAACAUAGGAUAUUGAGUGCUAAGAGUCAUUUAUAUAUUCAAAUGAUUGCAGAUUAUUGUAGUAUAUCAUUGUAUGAUGUAAGAAAAAGUAGACUUAUACGUUAAAUUAAAUAGUCAUUGUCUUGAUUGAUA
Theobroma umbraticum is the source of this 2579-nucleotide messenger RNA. Its product is annotated as O-Glycosyl hydrolases family 17 protein. Gene Ontology annotation, molecular function: hydrolase activity, hydrolyzing O-glycosyl compounds. Lineage: Eukaryota; Viridiplantae; Streptophyta; Magnoliopsida; Malvales; Malvaceae. Gene Ontology annotation, biological process: carbohydrate metabolic process. The record is from RefSeq and is a predicted model, not a curated record.